AUGGACCGAAGAAAACGUAGUCAUAGUCUUUUGGAAAAGGCUCUUAAAGAAUCGGGAAUCUCUUUUAAAACCAAGGACGAUUUACAGUCGAAUGAAACGCGUAAGUGCUCUUCAACUGCGCCUGUAAUAUCACGACGUAUUACUGAAGAUGAAGAGAACUAUGACCCUGAGGAAGUUUUCGCAGCUCUUACAGAUACCAUGCAGCAUAUCCACAGUACGGACUUACUUUCGAAUGACGAUGCAGCAUCAGGAGUUUCUCACAGUAUGGACAUAUCUGCGAUUAAUGAUACCGUUCGAGAUAAUUGGCAGGUUUAUCUCGAUCCUUCGCAGACUGGAACAACAAGUCCUCGCAGUAUGGACUUACCUUCGAAUGAUGAUUCAGCUCCAGGAGUCCCUCGCAAUAUGGACUUACCUUCGAUUGACGAUUCAGCUCCAGGAGUCCCUCGCAGUUUGGACUUACCUUCGAAUUAUGAUCCUGCUCCAGAAGUCCCUCGCAAUAUGGACUUACCUUCGAUUGACGAUCCAGCUCCAGGAGUCUCUCGCAGUCUGGACUUACCUUCGAAUGAUGAUCCUGCUCCAGAAGUCCCUCGCAAUAUGGACUUACCUUCGAUUGACGAUCCAGCUCCAGGAGUCUCUCGCAGUGUGGACUUACCUUCGAAUGAUGAUCCUGCUCCAGAAGUCCCUCACAAUAUGGACUUGCCUUCGAUUGACGAUCCAGCUCCAGGAGUCUCUCGCAAUAAGGAGUUACCUCCAAGGGAUAAGGCUGCUCUAGGUGUAAGUACUCGUAAACGAAAAGCCAAAACAAGUAUCCGAUAUGUUGAUUACAUGUCUGAUGAAGAUUUUUCCACUUUAUUCUGUCUUGGUGCCAUGCAGCUACGUUAG
Parnassius apollo (apollo) is the source of this 882-nucleotide messenger RNA. The record is from the annotation of a GenBank genome assembly. NCBI's taxonomy places the organism in Eukaryota, Metazoa, Arthropoda, Insecta, Lepidoptera, Papilionidae.